AUGCAACUCGUUGAACUUGGUCCAGGACGUGGCACACUUUGCUCUGAUAUACUGAGGGUUUUUUCAAAAUUCCCAAACAUAUAUUCAACAUUAUCAGUACACUUAGUUGAAAUAAGUCAGUCAAUGCAACAGACUCAAAAGCAAACAAUAGAAAAAACUCUGUCACAUUUAGAUAAUAAACCUCCACCUAUAUUUUGGCAUACUGACUUACGCCAAGUUCCUGAAAAAUUUUCAUUUUUUAUAGGUCACGAAUUUUUCGAUGUUCUUCCAGUUCAUUGUUUUCAGAAACAUGAAGGAAAAUGGCACGAAGUUUUAGUUAGCUCCAUGAUGAAUUCUAAUAGCUUAUGUUUUGUACGUUCAAGCACGAAAACUCCGGCAUCAAUAGCAUAUCUUCCGUUAGUUCCUAAUCUGUCAAACCGAAACUCUGUGGAAAUCUGUCCUGAUAUGAUAUGUAUCACACAAUUAUUAUGCAAACGAAUUAAUAAAACGGGUGGUAGUGCACUGUUGAUUGAUUAUGGUCAUGAAGGUGAAAAAGGUGAUACAUUUCGUGGUUUUCAUAAACAUUCAGUUUGUGAUCCUCUCAUCAAUCCUGGUCACACUGAUCUAACAUGUGAUGUUGAUUUUAGUAUUUUAUGUCAGGCAGUCAAAAACUCCGAUGCUAAGGUAAAACUUCAUGGCCCUGUAACUCAAGCUUAUUUUCUUAUCAAUAUGGGUUUAUUCACCCGAUUAAAGGUUUUAUUGUCUAAAUGUGAAUCAGAACAACAAAAAGAUGAAUUGUUUUCAGCGUGUGAAAUCCUCGUCACCAAUGAACAAAUGGGUAGUCGAUUCAAAUUUGUUGCAAUCACCCCUGAACCAGAAUCAGAUUCCGUUGGUUGUGAGCAACAACUACCUGGUUUUACUCCAUUAUCUGGUACACCAUAUGCACAGCCGAAUUCUGUAUAA
Messenger RNA from Schistosoma spindalis, 942 nucleotides. Lineage: Eukaryota; Metazoa; Platyhelminthes; Trematoda; Strigeidida; Schistosomatidae. The record is from the annotation of a GenBank genome assembly.